Messenger RNA from Trichosporon asahii var. asahii CBS 2479, 2046 nucleotides. RefSeq lists its product as uncharacterized. Bases 1 to 2046 code for a protein of 681 amino acids. The transcript is spliced from 11 exons. NCBI's taxonomy places the organism in Eukaryota, Fungi, Basidiomycota, Tremellomycetes, Trichosporonales, Trichosporonaceae. Gene Ontology annotation, molecular function: oxidoreductase activity; acyltransferase activity, transferring groups other than amino-acyl groups. The record is from RefSeq and is a predicted model, not a curated record. Gene Ontology annotation, biological process: carnitine biosynthetic process. Gene Ontology annotation, cellular component: mitochondrion.
AUGACCAUGCAGAUCGACGAGCUGCUCUUCGACCCCGAGCUCAUCCCGGCCGCCGUCCAAGAGAGUGUGGGAAACGAUAUCGAGAUCCGUCCCUUGGCUGCAACUGAUGACGCGCGCGGCCACUUUGAACUGCUCACAGUCCUCACCGAUGCCCCCGCAUGCUCUCGCGAAGAGUAUAAAUGCUUGCACUGGCUCUUACUUCACGACUGUCUUCGUGGAGAAGAAGUCGGACAAGGUGGGCGAAUAUUCCAUGCGCGGAAGCUGAUCAUGCAACAGCUCGUUGCUGUCGGUACCGUUUUCGUGGAACGCAAAUUCACGCGCGGCCUCGGUGUUGUGGGACACAUUGAGGAUAUUGCCGUCUCCAAGAGCAUGCAGGGUCGCAAGCUUGGAUUGUACCUCAUCAAGUCCUUGGAAGAGAUUGCUCGUACCCAGGGUUGCUACAAGGUCAUCCUCGACUGCAGCACUGCUAACAUUCCUUUCUACGAGAAGUGCGGUCGAGCGACUGCAACUAUGGCCAACCUCGUGCUCCGCACAUCAGUGCCGUCGCUCCGGCUGGCCUCUGCUCACCGAGUUCAAAGAGCUGCCACGAAGCACUCCCUUGCCCGCCCAUUCUCGGCCAGGAGUGUCGCCCAUGCGCAGCAGGGGAUGACGAACGAGCGGAAGAGCUCUGUUCAGCAGUCUAGUGAUGGUCAGCGUGUCGCGAUUGAGUGGGAAGACGGCCAGAGAUCUGCUUUGCACAAGCUGUGGGGUGCCUCAAUUGCUUCCAACCCCCCGACCGUCACGUAUGCCUCUGUGAUGCCUGAAACUGCCGGAGAGGACGCAGAGCGAGGUGUGUUGCAGUGGCUCAACAAGGUGUACGGUUUCUGUUUUGUCACCGGUGUUCCCGUCACUCCAGAGGCUACGGAGGAUUUGAUUAGGCGAAUGUCAUUCAUUCGGGAGACUCACUGUGACUUGGCGUACAGCAACCAAGCUUUGCCGGCGCACACCGAUACCGCCUACUUUACAGAUCCAGCUGGCCUGCAGAUCUUUCACUGUCUAAAGGACGGUGAGGGAGGUGAAACUCUGCUCGUCGACUCCUUCUACGCUGCAAGAGAACUUCAAGCACGGGACCCCAAGGCUUAUGAGACGUUGUCGAGUUUGGCUGUCCCUUUCCAUGCGUCGGGGAAUGAAGGAACCCUGCUGCGCCCUCCCAUCAGCCAGCCCGUGCUUCGGCAUGAUCACCUUGGUAAUCUGAUUCAAGCUCGUUGGAACAAUGAGGACCGUUGUGUGCUUGGUGAAGGGUGGACCCCCAACGAGAUCCGCGAAUGGUACCGUGCUGCCAGAGCGUUCGAGAACAUCGUAACCAGCGCCUCCACAGAAUACUGGUCAAAGUUGACUCCGGGUACUCUUGUUGUUAUCGACAACUGGAGAGUAAUGCACGGUCGCGCGGCAUUCACCGGCGAACGACGCAUGUGCGGAGCCUAUGUAGGCGCCGACGACUGGAAGUCCAGGCGACGCGCUCUCUCCAGGCAACUCUAUCCCCCGGCGGAAGGCACCUGGGGCGUGGGAUGGCAAUCGUGGGAAAGUUUGGAACUAGGAGAGGCUUACUCCGAUGGCGAGCCCUCAGUUCCUCAAUUCGUCGGCUCCGUCUGCUUAGGGCCCCACCCUCCUGCUCCUCAGCACGAUCAAAAGGCGGGGGCGAGACGGCCGUGGUACAGGAACGGUGUCUCUUGCAGAGUCGGGUCGAGACUACCUCCCACGAUUGCGACCGUGGGAAAGUACGAGGACAGCCGAGGCUAUGUACAAUCUGCUAGCAGCUCUCGUGUGACCGUGAGAAUCCUCGGAACUCGUGAGCCUUCUCCUGACGGCAGACUCAGAUUUACUGCCAUGACUACCGACGGGGAGCUUCACUUAAGCGUCAGCCUCCUCCUCCCAGCGUUCUCCAUGCUUGCGUCUUCGCCUUUCGAGCUCAAGAAUGUGCAACUCCGGGUGUAUAUUCUCUAUGCUCCUCUAGGCCCGCCAGAUGUCAUGAUAGUGAAGUUAAGAGCGACUACGGGCGCUGGUUGA